This is a messenger RNA of Brugia malayi, 1170 nucleotides long. RefSeq lists its product as uncharacterized. Gene Ontology annotation, cellular component: cytosol. Bases 1 to 1170 code for a protein of 389 amino acids. Lineage: Eukaryota; Metazoa; Nematoda; Chromadorea; Rhabditida; Onchocercidae. Gene Ontology annotation, molecular function: spermidine synthase activity. The transcript is spliced from 9 exons. The record is from RefSeq and is a predicted model, not a curated record. Gene Ontology annotation, biological process: spermidine biosynthetic process.
AUGCUUCUUCCCUCAACGGUGGAGGAUUUAAAAGUCGAAAAGAACAAAGAUAGUAGUGAAGCAUCGUAUCUAGCAAUAAGCUUGUUAUGGCGACUGUGUGUGCGCACUGGUAACUCCCGUCAUAUGCUUCCGAUAUUUAAGAUAAUCAUCAUCUUUGGCGCUUCCGUUACAGUGCUUCUGUAUUAUCUGUCAUUGGACUGGACAAUAUUUGUGGAAGAUCAAAGUUAUGGGGUUGCCGCUAUUCAAGGUCAACAGAUCCGUUAUGUAAUUGAAUCACGGCCUUGUCCUAAUAUGAAAAGAGAUUGCUACACUGUUUAUGAUGCUGUGGAUAUGUUUACUGGUGAUGUUAACCGUUUUCUGAUAGCGCGACAUGUUCGAAAGGAACAGGAAACUGUUGUCCGCCUCAUCCCACCUAUAGGUAUCAAGUCUAAACAGUCGGAUUCACGGUUCUGGAAAGUGAAUCAUACACAUAUCAGUAGACAUUAUGUAGCAGUUAUGUUAACUGUACCAUUUGGUGCUGCUGCGUUGGCACUCUCUAAUUACGCCAACCUGGCAGCGAAUAUUUUGAUAGUUGGUCUUGGUGGUGGCAGCAUGAAUAUGUUUUUGGCAAGUCAUUUUCCGAAGAUGGCGGUAACUGUUGUUGAACUGGACGAGGUUGUUACUGAUCUAACAUGGCGGUGGUUCGGAUUGGAAAAAAGGCAUGAAAAAAUUCGUAUCGUCACGAUGAAUGGCGUGAAAUUUAUUGAAGAAGCAGUAACUAAGAAAGCCCUCUUUGAUGUUGUUCUUAUUGAUGUAUGCGACGAAGUUGGCGAUGUAAUUUGUCCUGCCGAAUCGUUCAUCAGGCCAGAUUUUAUCGAGAAUUUGAAGAAAAUUCUGGAACCGACAGGAAUUGUAGUACUGAACAUUUUGCCACACGAAGACGUUUUGGAUCAAGUCGAUAAGAUUGUGCAUGUAUACCAGAAGCAUUUUCCAACAUGUGCUGUUACUCCACUGCUUCGUGAAAUGAACACAAUACUUGCGUGUCAAAUUCUGCAGCACGAUGAUGCAUAUACCAGUCAGCGUUUGAUGUCUCAGAGAUUUCAAGAGGCUUGGAGUUAUUUUGGCUUCCUUCAACAGUUUGGUGUCGUGAAAUUGUCCUUUAUAAACGGUAAUCCGGAUCCGUUCCAAUAA